AUGGAGUUCUACGCCUCGGAUCAAUCUGUUGUCGAGUUGCAGCGCCUGCUGGGACUGUACAGGCCUAUCCUGGACCGGCAGGCUUUGUUGCAAUUGCCACAGGUGCCUGGAGCCAGUGGCGAGCUCGCCAAACAGAAUGUCCUUGGGGAUCCUCCCAUCGUCCGUUCUCCUGACGUGGCCAACCCACCAGAGCCGACGCUGGGUGAGCAGGACGAACAUGCUCGGGAUGCCUGCUUGAUCAAGGACGUUCUUGUUUGGGUCCUACCAGGUGAUUCCCAGGAUCCUCCUGAGGUUGCGCAGGUGGAGAGUGUUGAGCCUGCGCUCUUGGUGGGAGUAGAGGGUCCAAGGCUCGCUGCCGUAGAGCAGCGUGCUGAGGACGCAGGCCUGCUCAAGUUCCGGCCUGGCUUUGACCGGCCUCCUAGACCGCUGAAAGUACAGAUUCAACAGCAAAGGGAUGGGAACACUCCGAUCAUCGACGAGGAGACCUUUAAAUCCGUGUCGGGCAUCACGAGGCGACGCGGGGCCAUACGGCAUCAGAAGGUCCACAGCGUCAAAGGUCACAAGUUCGUGGCCAAGUUCUUCAGGCAGCCGACCUUCUGCGCCUUCUGCGGGGACUUCCUCUGGGGUUUCGGAAAACAAGGGUACCAAUGUCAAAUGUGCCAGUGCGCCGUCCACAAGAAGUGUCACGACAAAAUCCUGGGGAAAUGUCCAGGUUCUGGCAAGGAAUCGCAACAGACGAUAUAUUUGCGAGAACGGUUCAAGAUCAAUGUUCCUCACCGGUUCCAAGUCCAUAACUAUAUGUCACCGACCUUCUGCGACCACUGCGGUUCUCUCCUAUGGGGCGUUAUCAAGCAAGGGCUCAAGUGUGAGGGUGAGUAUUUGGUUUUUUGCUUUUAAUUUAUCUAUCUGUUUAUUAUUUUAUUUUAUUUAUUUAUUAGCGUUGAUGGUGCUGUUGAUUUUCCUCUGUGGGUGUUCGCUUUCAGGUUGAUUUUCGUUGUUAUUUUAUCUUGAUAUUUUUCUUCUGAAAAUAAGGUUCCAUUUGUUUUGUUUUUGUUUUGAUUAAGACGAUGUUGUUGAUUUUUUUUUGGGGGGGUGGGGGAGUAUUUUGGUGCUUCCCGUAAAUGGGUUUGUGGGGUAUAUAUAUGUCUGUUUAUGUGUAAAUCGCGUGGUUACUAUCUUUCUUAUGAUUUUGUCCAUGCUUUACCUCAUUCCCUCUUUUUCUGGCUUUUUAUUUCUCUCUUUCUUUUCCAUAUUGUUCGACACGCUUCAUCUCUCACGGCCUCUCUCUCGCUUUAUUUUUCUUCCCCCCUCUCUCU
Molecule: messenger RNA, 1316 nt
Organism: Penaeus monodon (black tiger shrimp)
Lineage: Eukaryota; Metazoa; Arthropoda; Malacostraca; Decapoda; Penaeidae
Product: protein kinase C zeta type-like
Exons: 7
Coding region: 1-897 (298 amino acids)
Biological process (GO): protein phosphorylation
Molecular function (GO): ATP binding; protein serine/threonine kinase activity
Source: RefSeq, a predicted model, not a curated record